Paramecium octaurelia is the source of this 4445-nucleotide messenger RNA. NCBI's taxonomy places the organism in Eukaryota, Ciliophora, Oligohymenophorea, Peniculida, Parameciidae. The record is from the annotation of a GenBank genome assembly.
AUGUAAAUGGACGAGGAACUGUUAAUAAAGAAGGAAGCCUAAGGAGAAGACAUUAUACAGAAAAAAGUGAGAAUCUAAAAUGAUGAUCUUGGGGAUUACAUUCCAUUGCAAUAACAACAGGAGAUUCAAAUACAAUAAAUAUCCCAUUUACGAAAAAGGACAAUUAAGCCAUUGACAGAAAAAGAACGAAAGAAUUUACCAAUCUAUAAUGUGAGUCAUAAGAUUUUGGAGGAGAUGUAGAAUAAUCAAGUAAUUGUGAUUACAGGAGGUACAGGUUGUGGCAAGUCAACUCAAGUUCCAUAGAUGAUCUUGAGACAUCAUACUAAUACCGAAUUUGAGACUCCCAGAACAGUUAAUAUCCUAUGUACUCAACCCAGAAGAUUGGCAGCCAAAUCACUGGCCAAGAGAGUGGCCUUGGAAUUAGAUUGCCAAUUGGGCACUCUUGUUGGUUAUUAGGUUGGGAUGGAUUCACAAAUAAGUUCAAGACAAACUUAAAUCUAAUUUGUAACCACGGGAAUAUUUCUAUAAAAAUUAGUGCAUGAUAGAGAAGGAGUCCUAAGAGAUUACACACACAUUAUUAUGGAUGAAGUUCAUGAAAGAGACAUCGAUAUAGAUUUUUGUCUGAUCAUUAUCAAAAAUCUAUUGAAACAUUUCAAAGACACUAAAUUGAUUUUAAUGUCUGCAACCAUAUGCAGUGACAAAUUUGCAAACUAUUUCUCUUAAAAAUCAAUUAAUUUGGUUGAUGAUCUAACAUAUAUACAAAGAGUAGAUAGGAAAUACAAGUAUGUAGACAUGACAUAAGAAAAUGAUGUAGAAAUAGCCAUCAAAUUUGAAGGAGAAGAGGACCAUGAUAUUUUCACAUAAUGGGGUCAAGCUUGGAAAGACAUGGAGAGAUAAGUUAAAUUAACCUAAGAAUAAAGAGAAUUAGAGUAGAAGUAGAACGAAUUAAGAGAAGUAGGGUAACAUUUUUUGGAUGGAGAUGAAGAUCAACCUGCACCUAUUAUUAAGGUUCCUAUGUCAUAGAAAUAUCCUAUUGAAACUUAUUAUUUGGAAGAAAUACAUUCAUAUUUCAAUGAUACUGACACAGCUAAAGUAGAACCUCAUCAACCUUUGAGAUUUCAAACAUCAUUAUACUUUUAAGAUUCUCCUAAAAUUCAAUUAGACAGUGUCUAAGCCAUGUUGUAGAUACUAGAAUUCCUAGAUUCCACCAAAAUUAAAGAUAGUUAAGGCAUGCAAGGAGGUGGGGCUGUCUUGAUUUUCCUUCCUGGGUAUUAAGAAAUUAUGGAUAUCAGAGAAGAAAUCUACUAGAAGUUUGGAGAAGAGAGAUUUAUCAUCAUCAUACUACAUAGUACUGUCACUAUUCCUAAAGAUUUUGAUGAUAUCCAUAAAAGAAAAAGAAGAUUAAUAUUAAGUACAAAUGUGGCUGAAAGCAGUAUUACUGUUCCUGAUUGCAGAUUCGUUAUUGAUUUCUGUUUAACCAAGGAAAUUAUAUACAAUCCCAAAAACCUCACUGAAAAACUAGCAUUAUAAUACUGUUCUAAGGCAUCUGCAGAUUAAAGAAAGGGAAGAACUGGUCGUUUAUUCCCAGGAACUUGUUUUCGUUUGAUACCUCAAAGCAUCUUUAAACAAAAAAUGACUCAAUAUUCUGUAUGUGAAAUGUUGAGGUGUCCCUUGGAAAUUAUCAUAUUAAGACUAAAAAAAUUGUAUCAACUAUCCACGGAUAAUCAAAACAAAACUGAAAAAUUAGAGCUUAAUACAGUGGUUGAUUUAAAGUAGAUUUUCUAUGAUCCCAGCCGAACCCUCAAAACUGCCAUUGACCCUCCAAGUACUAAAUAAAUUGAAAAUGCAAUUUCCAAUCUUUAAAUGCUAGGAGCUCUGUCUUACCCAAAUAAUCAUGAUUAUACUAUCCAUAUAACUAGGUUAGGAUAAAUGAUGAGUGACAUGCCAAUUGAUAUCUUUUUAACAAGAUUCAUUAUGUAUUGUAACAUCAUUGGAUGUGCUUAUGAAGGUGUUACAAUAGCAGCCAUAUUGAGCCAAAGGAAAAACUACUUUUUACAUCAUUUUAUGAGAUCCUAAAAGUUGUUCUUCAAUUCCCUAUAUCUAUACGAUAAAGGCAAUGAAGAUGAUCUACUAAUACAAUUAAGAGUUUAUUAGGAAUGGGAAAUUAAAUUUUUUAAUAUUCUUAAGUCUACAAUUACUCAGCAUGAAUUAAAGAGGGAAUUGAAAAGAUUUACUAAUAGAAAUAUUGUACCUUUGGAGAAACUAUAUUGUGAAUAGAGAUCAAUUGAUCCAAAGAACAUGAGAGAAAUAUUAAAUGUGAAAUAUGAAUUAUUUAUGAGGUUGGAUUAGUAAUUUAAAAAUGAACCUCUUGAUUUGAAUAACCCAGAAAAUCAACUUAAAAUUAAGAGUGCCUUUUGUGCUGCCUUUAAAUAAAAUACUUUUAGAUUAUAAAAAGAUGAGAGAUUUGAUAAAAAAAUUAAGUACUUGAAGGAUUAAGGAUUUGAUUACACUCGUACAAUUAUGUUCGAAAGUGAUAAUAUUAAAUUUGAUGGAGUCUCAUUAUAGAACAAAGAAAUGAUAAAAGAAAAGAUUGCAAUGAUUAUGGAACAAUUUUGCGACUUUCAUUAAUUAGAUAGAUCUUAAAAAAGAUUGGAAGAUCAAUUAAAAGAUAUAUUAGCAUACCAUGAUGAAUAAGCCCAAGGCAGAUAGGGAUUACCCAGAUUCCAUUUUAGGUCAGAUUUGUAAUUGCUAACUGAAAUCAAAGCAAAAUCAAAAUUUACUAAGAAUUGGGUCAAAAGUGUCAUUCUAUUAAAUAAUACAAUUAUAAUUGAAUUCAAAGAGGUGGACUUGAUAAAACUGAAAUAUGUAUUAAAAAGGCUUAUGCAUGAAUGCGAAUUAAUGAGAAGAUAAUCAACUAGGAAAUAACCUUAAAGAAUACCAUGGGAAACAUUCACAAUGAGUAAUCAAGUGGAUAUCAUUAAUUUUGUAGAGACAACUUAAUCGUUAAUUUUCUAUGGAUGCUAUUGUAGAUUGAUUCAUUAGCAUAAAGAAAUCAAUUGUGAUCCUGAUAGCAUAAAUUUUGUUUCGUUGGACUAAAACAAGAUGCUAGUAGCUUAUGAAGUAUAGGAGAAGGAUUCAAAUAAAAGGAAUUCCACAAGACAAGUGAUUUCAAUAGAUCAAAAUAAGUAUUUGUUAUGGUCGUAGAUUUUGGCUAUGCUUUUUGGAGUACAGGUGAAACUCUUUCAUAACAACACUAAGACACACUUCAUAAAAGCAAAGGUUGAUGACAGAGACUACUAAUUUGAUUAUUUUAUCACUGAGGAUGAUUUGUAAACCAUCAAUUCAAUAAGACAAUAAAUAAAACUAUAGAUUUUAGAGUAGAGUUAUACAGAUAGUGGAAUUUGGCAAAAAAUAAGGUAGUUGGAUAAAGUGAGAUAGAAGAUAUUAUACACUUCAGAUGAAAGGUGGAAAUAAUUAUUCGAUAUUGAAUUGAAAGAUGAUAUCCUAUCAUUUUAAGAAUCUAGUGAAAAUAAGUAGAAGAGGAAGAGAAUCUAACACUUUGAAUAGGAAGAACAGAAGGCUGAUAGUUUAGAUUACAUGAAUCCAAUCUAAAUCAUAAGAACAGAUUAUGAUUCUGAAGUACCUAAGCAAUUUGACAACGAGGGAAUUAAAAUAUAUGUUCAAAUUCAAUAAUUAUACCAGACUUGGAAAUAAAAUAUAGUGAAUACUAUAAAGAAGUAGAAUUUCUUUUUAAGAAUGGGAAACACCACUCAGAUUUGUUGUUUGGAAUGCAAUGAUUACAUGACUGUUGGUAGAACUAUUGGAUUAUCAUACAUAUCUGAAGACCCUGAUAUUAGAAGACAAUUGGAUAAUGAAUCCUUGGAAUGGGCUAAGAGAAUGGUUAUGAUUUUGGAUGUGAGUUCAUUUGGUGAUUAUUUCAAUAUUUCAAUGAAGGUGGAUUAAAUCAAAGAGUUUCUAUCGGAUCAAAGAAUCUAGAGCAUUUUUGAGAAACUCAAACUGAUUUUUGAGCCAAUCAAUUAUGUGUUCAUUACAUGUAAUUCUGGUAAGCAUAUCAUUGGUUUCUAUCCAAAGAUUAAGCAAUUUAAAGAGAUAGUGCAGAUCGGAGAUAUUUAGAAAUUCUAUAUCAUAGAUUAAAAAUUGAAGUUAGUAUAUACUAGUAUGGAAGAGGAGAAAUUUAUAUUUCGAAAGUUAACUAUUGAUGAGAUCAAAAAGAAAGAAAAUUAGGUAUUUAAUUUAUAUUAAUUUUUAAGGCAGUUUAAUAGCGAAAAGUGUAGAAUUUGACAUUUACAUGCAAAUGUUGCUAUGCAGAGCAAAGAUAUGAUGAGAAAGGAUAUUUUGAAGGUAAUGAACAGGCUUACAAUCAGCAUAUCAAGCAGGAAAGCCACAAGAAGGCUUUCGAGGAGUUGUAGUUUACAAUUAUAUGA